UUAAUGCGCGCCUCGUGUUUACAGCCAGCCGUCAAAAAUUCAGUUUCCAAAUGUCACCUGUUUUAACACCAAACACGGCAGUCCUAAUUUAGAUUAUAACAUUGGUGCAUGUGGAGGAUAAGCACGGAGUAAAUAAGACGAUCAUUGUAGAGAAAAUCUGCCUUUUUGGACGCAGAUUUUGUUAAGUAUUUUGUGGAUGUUGUCUGAAUGUUGAUGUCAUUGGAAGCUAUAAACCAAAAAGUUGUCAGAGGUCAAAGUCCUCUGUAAAACUGCUCAUUACAAAGUUACAGUGUGGUGUAACAUGGCAUCUGCAAGCGGUGUCUUAAUGUGAGAAGUCAAACAUGAAUGAAGAAGAAGACCUGGAGACACUUGGUGAGCAACUGUACAAUCUAAUUUACCCCAAACACAAAGAGACUGCUGGAAAACUCACAGGUAUGUUGCUGGAGCUGCCAGGUCCUGUCCUGAGUCAGAUGCUGCAGGACGAGGCCACGCUGACUGCAGCCGUGGAGAAAGCCCUCAGAGCUCUGCAGCUGGCACAGGAGCCCAGCAAGGUAACAUGUAAGGACGAGGAUGAUGUGUCUGUGUCCUCUGACUCUCUGGGGGAGCAGCUGUUUGAGCUGGUGGAUGUUUACAACACUGGCCACUCACAGAAAAUCACAGGAAUGCUUCUGGAGCAGCACAAAGAGGCAGUUUUAAACCUUGUUUCAAAUCCAAAACUGUUGGAAGAGCAGGUGAAUUUCGCCCUGAAGACACUUAAAGAGCAGAACGUGGAGGAGACAGACAUCAGUGACUCGUCGGACGCUGAUGACACAGAGAGGCUGGGAGAGAAGAUCUUCUCACUGGUGGAGGAGCUGGAUCCACUUCAUGCCAAUGAUAUUACAGGUAUGCUACUGGAGAUGGACCCAGCUGCUCUCCAGCAGCUGCUCAGUGACCACACAAUGCUGGAGGGUGCUGUUCAGAAAGCACAAGCAGCACUGGACACUUGAACUCUCUCUACGAGACAACAACAUUUUACACACCGAAUAACACAUUAAUAAAUGAAUGACUUUAAUGAACUCAGAAAAUAUAAUGCUGGGAAGAGCUGACAUAUCACUCCAGGAGAUUAUGGUAAUACAAGUUACCUAUUACAUAACCAGCUAUCUUUGUAUUAUACUGAUUGUUGAGUGGACUGUGGACAGUCUAAGUUUGACAGGACUUACUGUAAAUAACUGAAGAGUCUAUUUAACCUCUUCUUAGCAGAAACUGAUAUUGCCCCUUUCUAAUACGGGUGCUCAGAAUCAUUGUUGCUUGAUGAAAAUGUUUACAGCGGGCUGUAAGAGAGGAUUUACUUGUAAGGCUAUAAAAGAAGUGCUUAUCUAAGUGUUGCCAACAGUUAUGCUAUGACAAUUUAUUAGAUUUUGUUUUUGUACUGUACUCAUAAUGAUGUAACUGUAAAGUGGUGAAAUGUCUUUGCUAACAGAAAAUACAGCAGAUUAUAUAUAAACUAAGGAAGCUCCAUAUUUUUAGCCACAAUGCUGGUCUGUCGCUUCACCACUUUGGUCCAAAUAUCUCAACAACUAUUGGAUGGCUUGCCAUGAAAUGUUGUCCAGACAUUCAUGGUCCCCAGAGGAUCAAUCCUGCUGACUUUUGCAGCACCACCAGGUUCACUUAUCCUGUGAAAUAUCUCAACAUCUACUUGAUGGAUCGGCACAGAAUUUUGUCCAGAUAUUCAGGUUCCCUGACAAUGUAUCCUAAUAACUUUGGCGAUCCCUUAACUUUUCAUCCAGCAUCAUCAACAGGUUGAAGUUUCAGCUUGUCAGAUACUUUGGUUUAUGAACGUAUACCUGUAAAACUAAUGACAUUCCCAUCAACCUCAGCUGUACUUUGUGUUCUAGGUAAUUAGCAAAUGUUAUCAUGCUAACAUGCUAAACUGAGAUGGUGAACAUGCUAAACAUUAUACCUGCUUAGCAUCAGCAUGUUAGCAUUGUCAUUGGGAGCAUGUUAGCAUGCUAAUGUUAGUAGUUAGCUCUAAGCAGUACAGUCUCGCAGAGCUACUAGGAUGGCUGUCUUGUUAGGGCCAGACAGGCCCUUUUGUAAUGCAAGGAAUUAUUAUUUUUAUCAAGUGCUUGCAUUUUUGAGGGCCUAAAUGUGCUCUUUCUGUGGCCGAUGUAUCGCCUCAAGACAUUCAAAAAAGCCUCUUGGAGCCAUACCCUAAACCCAACAGGAAGUCAGCCAUUUUGAAUAUAAAGUGUAAUUUUAGGCCAUUUUUCGCCACUUACAGGCUCUGUACUUUAACAUACUCCUCCUAGAGAAUUAAUCAGACUGACUUUCUGAUUGAUCUAUGAUUUUCGCAGUGCAAUCUAAAGAGCUUCACAAUUAAAA
Molecule: messenger RNA, 2361 nt
Organism: Siniperca chuatsi (mandarin fish)
Lineage: Eukaryota; Metazoa; Chordata; Actinopteri; Centrarchiformes; Sinipercidae
Exons: 6
Coding region: 342-986 (214 amino acids)
Biological process (GO): DNA damage response; regulation of double-strand break repair; protein polyubiquitination
Cellular component (GO): nucleus
Molecular function (GO): RNA binding
Source: RefSeq, a predicted model, not a curated record